Molecule: messenger RNA, 2842 nt
Organism: Dromiciops gliroides (monito del monte)
Lineage: Eukaryota; Metazoa; Chordata; Mammalia; Microbiotheria; Microbiotheriidae
Product: zinc finger protein OZF-like
Exons: 2
Coding region: 41-2065 (674 amino acids)
Biological process (GO): regulation of transcription by RNA polymerase II
Molecular function (GO): RNA polymerase II cis-regulatory region sequence-specific DNA binding; DNA-binding transcription factor activity, RNA polymerase II-specific
Source: RefSeq, a predicted model, not a curated record
CCAUGACUGCACUGACAUUGGCAAAAAAAUCCACAGGAGCAUGUGCAGGCCCAAGAGGUCAUGCAGUGAGAAUGAAGGUGAGGGUCUCCCAGCCCUGAUUCAACCCCCAAGUCUGUGUAGAGCAGAGAAAUCCUGGGAUUGUGAGGAAUUUGAAAAGACUUGCAGCCAUAAUGCAGAGAUGGUGCAACAUCAGAGAAUUCACACUGGAGAGAAAACUGAGGAAUCCAAAGAAUGUGGGAGGAACUUCCAGAAAAUCUCCCACUGUAUGAAAGACCAGAUAAUUCACACUGGAGAGAAACCUUAUAUGUGUAAGGACUGUGGAAAGUCCUUUGCCCAAUAUUCAUACCUUAUUAAUCAUGAAAGAAUGCAUAAUGGAGAGAGACUUUAUGAAUGUAAGGAAUGUGGGAAGGCCUUCCACUGGAAGUCAUACCUCAUUGGACACCAGAGAAUUCACACUGGAGAGAAGCCUUAUGAGUGUAAGGGAUGUGGAAAAGCCUUCAGCCAUAGCUCAGCCCUUAUAGCCCACCAGAGAGUUCACACUGAAGAAAAACCUUAUCAAUGUAAGGACUGUGGGAAGGCCUUCAAAUGGAAGUCAGGCCUCAUACAACAUCAGAGAAUUCAUACUGGAGAGAAACCUUAUCAGUGUAAGGACUGUGGGAAGGCCUUCAGCCAAAGUUCAGCUCUUAUUGCUCAUCAGAGCAUUCACUCUGAAGAGAAACUUUAUAAAUGUAAGAAAUGUGGCAAGGCUUUCAAUUGGAAGUCACCUCUCAUUCAACACCAGAGAAUUCACACUGGAGAAAAACCUUAUAAAUGUGGUGAAUGUGGGAAGGCCUUUAGCCAGAAUUCAGCUCUUAUUGUACACAAGAGUGUUCAUACUGGAGAGAAACCUUAUCAAUGUAAGGAAUGUGGGAAGGCUUUCCACUGGAAUUCAUACCUCAUUCAACACCAGAGAAUUCACACUGGAGAGAAGCCUUAUGUAUGUAAGGAAUGUGGGAAAGCCUUUAGUCAAAGCUCAGCCCUUACUGUACACCAGAGAAUUCACACUGGAGAGAAGCCUUAUCAAUGUAAGGAAUGUGGGAAGGCUUUCAGUAGGAGCUCAGCCCUUAUUGAACAUAACAAAGUUCAUACUGGAGAGAAACCUUAUAAAUGUAAGGAGUGUGGGAAGAACUUCCAGAAAAUCUCCCACUGUAUGAAAGACCAGAUAAUUCACACUGGAGAGAAACCUUAUAUGUGUAAGGACUGUGGAAAGUCCUUUGCCCAAUAUUCAUACCUUAUUAAUCAUGAAAGAAUGCAUAAUGGAGAGAGACUUUAUGAAUGUAAGGAAUGUGGGAAGGCCUUCCACUGGAAGUCAUACCUCAUUGGACACCAGAGAAUUCACACUGGAGAGAAGCCUUAUGAGUGUAAGGGAUGUGGAAAAGCCUUCAGCCAUAGCUCAGCCCUUAUAGCCCACCAGAGAGUUCACACUGAAGAGAAGCCCUAUAAAUGUAAGGACUGUGGGAAGGCCUUCAAAUGGAAGUCAGGCCUUAACCAACAUCAGAGAAUUCAUACUGGAGAGAAACCUUAUCAGUGUAAGGACUGUGGGAAGGCCUUCAACUGGAAGACACCCCUCAUUCAACACCAGAGAAUUCACACUGGAGAAAAGCCUUAUAAAUGUGAUGAAUGUGGGAAAGCCUUCAGCCAAAACUCAGCUCUUAUUGUACAUAAGAAUAUUCAUACUGGAGAGAAACCUUAUCAGUGUAAAGAAUGUGGGAAAGCUUUCCACUUGAAUUCACACCUCAUUCAACACCAGAGAAUUCACACUGGAGAGAAACCUUAUGAAUGUAAGGAAUGUGGAAAGGCCUUUAGCCAAAGUUCAUCCCUCAUUAUACACCAGAGAAUGCACACUGGAGAGAAACCUUAUCAAUGUAAGGAAUGUGGGAAGGCCUUCAGCAGGAGCUCAUCCCUUUUUGAACAUCAUAGAGUUCAUACUGGAGAGAGACCUUUUAAAUGUAAGCAAUGUGGGAAAUCCUUUAAUAGGAAUUCAUAUCUCAUUCAGCAUCAGAAUUCUCAUUGGACAGAAACCUAGAAGUGUAAGGGAACAUAGGCAGAGUUGUAUGGUAGGAUGCAGACAGCAGAUCCAAAAGUACGAUAUACUUAACCAUAGCAGUUUGUUGAAAUUACAUCUUGUUAUUGUCCCUCUGGCCUAUCUUCCCCCUCCCCUCUCCAGUUAAUAUAAUAAUUAAGUUUAUACAUAACUAGGAUAAGGUAAAAGUGGUAAGAAAGAAGAUUGCAAAGAGGAACCUGAGAGUCACCUACAGACUGUUCCAUGAAUUAAGGGGCCAGAACAAUGAUUUGCAAACUGUCCCCUUAAUUAGGGGAGAAUAGGUGCCACUGGCAACUGCCUCAUAAGUUAACUGAGACCACAUCCACAAUGUGCUAAAUUAGGGGAAGCCUGCUGGACCCGACUUUGGGAUCCUGCUGUCUUACAAUGGUCUGGAAGCCUCAGAUAAACACUAAACUCAAGCCUUAAGACCAGCAGAACCCCAGCAAAUAUUAACCAAUGAACUAACCCUAAAGUGUUGCUGAUAACUUUGAGAUGGUAUGGCUACAUUAACAAACCAAGACAAAGGUCACAUGCAUAAGAGGUAGUCCUUCCCCCAACCCCAUCACUGAAAUCCAAUGAAAAUGAGAUCUCUCACACUUCUUCUCCCCGCCCUUCUCCACCUGCUGCUGGUCCAUGCUGUUCAAGUGUCUCCAGCUGCAGUCCACAAUGACCUAAGUGACUGAACCCUUCUCCCUCCCCAUUGUCUUGCUCACCUCUACCUCCAUCAUGGCACCUGUCUCUAUUCUGCAUGAUUGCCUC